Musa acuminata AAA Group (dessert banana) is the source of this 2931-nucleotide messenger RNA. RefSeq names its product probable metal-nicotianamine transporter YSL9. Lineage: Eukaryota; Viridiplantae; Streptophyta; Magnoliopsida; Zingiberales; Musaceae. Gene Ontology annotation, molecular function: iron-nicotianamine transmembrane transporter activity; oligopeptide transmembrane transporter activity. The coding region runs from base 393 to 2411 and encodes 672 amino acids. The record is from RefSeq and is a predicted model, not a curated record. Gene Ontology annotation, biological process: response to iron ion; seed development. The transcript has 7 exons. Gene Ontology annotation, cellular component: plasma membrane.
UUCUGUGCUCGUCAACCCACCGCAGGGAUCACACGGCCCAAUGGUCGCAGGCCAGUUUCUGCGAGCAUCCGAUCCCGCACCACUGGUCUUUCGUCUCUACUCUUUGCUUUGGUCCAUCCGUUGUGCUUCGCCUAAGGAGCAAACAGUCGGAGAAGAGAUUGUCUGGGGAAAUGCAUUCGGUUGAGAUCAAUUUGUUGAGGAUGAUGAAUGGUAGACUGUCAUCCUGUAACUGAUCGUGUAUAUGAGGAGUAGCAAGAUGGGAUCUUUAGCGCAUUGCAUCACGAUAUUCUACAAUUUCCAUCACUUGCACAGCUUUCUGACGCUGCUACAUAUACCAAACCUUCAAAAUGGCCAAUUUGAUCCCCGUUCCAGAUUGUGAAUCUUGCCGUUGAAUGGAGGAGGGAAGAAGGAAGAAGAAGCGAACGCCUGCAACCGGCCAAUUCGAGGCAGAGCCCGGAGAGAUGCAAGAAAUCGAGACAGCGGCCCUCGUGUCCAGGAUGAUCCCUCCAUGGUCCAAGCAAAUAACCCUGCGCGGCCUUGCCGCGAGCCUCGCCAUCGGGGUCAUGUAUACUGUCAUCGUGAUGAAGCUCAACCUUACCACCGGCCUCGUCCCCACCCUCAACGUCUCCGCCGCCCUCCUCGCCUUUGCCGUCCUCAGGUCUUGGACCAAGCUGCUGCACAAGAUUGGCAUCCUUUCAACUCCCUUCACGCGACAGGAGAACACGGUGGUGCAGACGUGUGCAGUUGCUUGCUACAACGUCGCCGUCGGUGGUGGAUUUGGAUCCUAUCUGUUGGGUCUGAACAAGAAGACUUAUGAGCAAGCAGGGAUGGAUACAGAGGGGAAUGUACCAGGUAGCUACAAGGACCCUGGCAUUGGUUGGAUGACUGCAUUUCUUUUUACUGUUAGUUUUGUUGGACUCUUGGCCCUGGUUCCUCUCAGGAAGAUCAUGAUCAUUGAUUACAAGUUAACUUUUCCAAGUGGCACUGCGACUGCCAUCCUUAUCAAUGGUUUCCACACUCCUCAAGGAGACAACGUAGCUAAGAAGCAAGUCCAUGGGUUUGCAAAGUAUUUUGCAGCUAGUUUCCUGUGGAGCACUUUCCAGUGGUUCUGCUCAGGAGGAGAUGGGUGUGGAUUCUCACAGUUCCCAGUCUUUGGGCUGAAAGCUUGGAAACAGACGUUUUUCUUUGAUUUUAGCCUGACAUAUAUUGGAGCUGGCAUGAUUUGUUCCCAUAUUGUGAAUCUUUCUCUCCUUCUUGGAGCAGUGGUUUCAUGGGGAAUAAUGUGGCCACUAAUAAGUGAACUUAGAGGAGAGUGGUACUCUAGUAGCUUACCCGAAAGUAGUAUGAGUGGUUUGCAAGGUUACAAGGUCUUCCUUUCAAUUGCACUAAUUGUUGGAGAUGGACUCUACAAUUUCCUAAAAAUUUUAGCUUUUACUGCCAGAAACAUGCAUGCUAGAGCAACACGCAGAAUGAUAAAAAAUGAGGCAGAUCAGGAUAAUCCAAUCCUUAAUGAUCUCCAACGUAACGAGGUAUAUAUAGAAGAGAGCAUACCAGUGUGGUUAGCCUACUCUGGGUAUGUACUGUUCACUGUGGUUUCCAUUGUUGUUAUUCCUUUCAUGUUCCCUGAGGUGAAGUGGUACUAUGUGGUCAUAGCUUACAUGCUUGCUCCAGCUCUUGGUUUCUGCAAUGCUUAUGGUGCUGGCCUAACAGACAUGAAUAUGGCUUACAACUACGGAAAAGUGUCUCUCUUUAUAUUGGCAGCUUGGGCUGGGAAAGACUCCGGUGUAGUUGCUGGACUUGUGGGCUGUGGCCUAAUUAAGUCCGUCGUUUCCAUUUCUGCUGAUCUGAUGCACGACUUUAAGACGGGUCAUCUCACUGUGACAUCCCCAAGAUCGAUGCUUCUUAGUCAGGCCAUUGGAACUGCCAUGGGCUGCAUUAUUGCCCCUUUAACCUUCUUUCUCUUCUACAAUAUCUUCGAUGUGGGGAAUCCAAAUGGAAAUUGGAAGGCUCCAUAUGCUCUGAUAUAUAGAAACAUGGCAAUUCUCAGUGUUGAGGGCUUCUCAGCACUCCCUCAUCAUUGUUUGCAGCUUUGUUAUGGUUUCUUUGGGUUUGCAGUGGUCGCCAACAUGAUGAGGGAUACUUUGCCAGCUAAGUACAGUGGUUGGGUUCCCCUACCAGUGGCCAUGGCAGUGCCAUUUCUAGUUGGAGCUAGCUUCACAAUCGACAUGUGUGUUGGGAGCUUGAUAGUGUUUACCUGGCACAAGUUAAACAGAAAAAAAGCUGCUCUAAUGGUGCCUGCUGUUGCCUCUGGUUUUAUCUGUGGGGACGGGUUGUGGAUGUUGCCUUCAUCGUUGUUAGCCUUGGCUAAGGUCGAUCCUCCUAUCUGCGUGAAAUUUGUGGCCAUAGAAUAGAUAUGCAAAAGAAAGAUCAUCUGAUGGAGUUGAAAGAUAUUUCAUGAGAGGAUCUUUUAGUUUGAUGUAUCACGAACUUCAACAAGUAAAUUAUACAGGAAGAGAAACAAAUACCAGCUUAGUUGCAGAGAGUCUGAGGAUACUCCAUUGAUUUGGUUUUUGGAGGGUGGAAAUCAGCAACACUCUUUGUAAUAGAUGAGAUAUUGCUCUUUACCCUUUCUCCCAGACAAAGGUACAGAAGAAUGCAUUGGUAAAGAUCUUUCUAUGUUGAAAUUAGAGUUUCGAUUCUCAAGUUAUUCAAACAGUAAACAGGCUUACAGUACACAUCUUUCCAUUCCUUCACAUUGUCAUACUGAUGCAAGCUGUUUAUACUUGGCGCCCGGCAGCUCCGCAACCUUCUUAUCGGAAGUUUCACUUGUGUCUUGGAUCAGACUAGAUAAUGUGGCAAGUCUCAGCAGUACUAAACAUGUACAGCUACACUGUGGAUCUACUAAUUUGAAUCAGGAGACAUCUUGAGUUA